CUGAUGUCAAAAAUGACAAAGUAAUUAGUAAAUAAGUUUUCUUUCUGUCCAUGUGAUAUUUUUUUAUAAUUAUACUAAAAAUAUAUUAAUAUACUAAUUAAUAAGUUAGUGAAGAAAAAUAUAUAAUGUCACGUUUUUUUCGUCGAGUACGAAUCGAAAGGUUAGCUUUUGUUGGUUUAUUUACACAAGGAGAAACAAACUAUGAUGUAGUAACAACAUCAUCAGGUUAUGAUCCCGAUGAUUUUGAUGAACCGAAAAAAGGAAUGGACGGAAUUCGUCGUGUCUUUUGGCCAUCAAAAUAUGGAGAAUUAUCACCAGAAUUAGUAACAUUAGUAACCAUGACAACUAGUAGCGCUUUAUUAGGAGCAAUGUACGGAGCAACAGUGAACGCACGUUCUGCUUUCCUUAGAUUUAUUGAAACCAAUGAUGCGACUAAGUUCGCUAAUCAUCUAGAAGCUAAACGGAUGUUACAACAUACUGUUACCUUGAGUCUAGGUAAAGGAGCGUGGAAAUGGGGCUUCCGAGUUGGAAUGUUUUCAACAAUUUUCUUAACAACAAGUACAGUAGUAGCUGCAUGGAGAGGUGAAAAUGGUAUACUAGAAUAUGUAAUAGCUGGUAUAACUGCUGGUGGAGCAUUCAAAAUGAACAUGGGGUUGAAAGGAUUUAUAGCUGGUACAGUAGUUGGUGCUUUUGUUGGUUCAUUAACUGGAUUUUUUUUUGAUAGUAUUUUUUGGAUAACUGGUACAUCCAUGCAAUCUUUACAAGAAACACAGAAGAAAAUUUAUGAACUUCGUGAAGAAGCGAUACAAAAAAAAAGGGACGAACAAAUGAGUAAAGAGUAUGCUAAACUGCAACAUGAAAUUAUGGAAGACCCACUGGCAGUUGAUCAGGGAAAAAAAAAAGAAGACAAUAAAUAAUAUAAUUAAUGCAGUUUUUUUUGUACAUAUUAGUUUUUUGUUAAUUUUUAUCGAUAGAUUACUUUAAUUAUUGAAAUAAAAAAAAUGAGACAACAAAACUA
Messenger RNA from Microplitis demolitor, 1018 nucleotides. RefSeq names its product RPII140-upstream gene protein (gene 140up). Gene Ontology annotation, cellular component: mitochondrion. The record is from RefSeq and is a predicted model, not a curated record. The coding region runs from base 126 to 917 and encodes 263 amino acids. NCBI's taxonomy places the organism in Eukaryota, Metazoa, Arthropoda, Insecta, Hymenoptera, Braconidae. The transcript is spliced from 4 exons.